UAAAGCAUGGGUUUUGAACAAGAUUUACAUAGGGAAUUUGCAAGUUCAAAGACAGGCCUGGUCCCUCACCGCUCUGUUCUCUCUUUCUCCAUCCUCCUCCCCCCAAUCUCUAUCUUCACAGGCCUCGGAUCUUAGUCCAAGAACAGCAGAAAAUGAUUGAGUACCAGCAGAGACCUGUGUCAUUCAAGGAUGUGGUAGUGGGCUUCACUCAAGAGGAGUGGCACAGGCUGAAUCCUGCUCAGAGGGCCCUGUACCGGGAUGUGAUGCUGGAGACCUACAGCAACCUCGUCUCAGUGGGUUAUGAAGGCACCAAACCAUAUGUGAUCCGGAGGCUGGAGCAGGAAGAAGCACCGUGGAUUUGUGAGGCGGCAUGCUCAGGCUGCCACUGUCGGGAAAACAUCUGGCAAGUUAAUGUCCAGAGGAAAAGACGGCAGGACAUGCUUUUGAGGCAAGGUACAUUCAUCAGCAAGAAAAAACUGCCCAAGGAAAGAAGCCAUGACUGUAAUAAGUUUGGGAAAAUAUCACUCCAGAGCACUGAUCUUCCUUCAAUUCAAAACUCCAAUAACUGGGACCCUUGUGGAAAGAGUGUGAACCAUAAUCUAGACUUGAUUGAUUUUAAGAGAAACUAUUCAAAAAAGCAAGAAGAGUGCUAUAGAUAUGGAAAAUUGUUACAGCAUACAAACCGUGAUCGAAGACCUAAUGGAGAAAGACUCUGGGAAUGCAGUCACUGUGAGAAAGCUUUCAACCAUAACCCAGCACAGUAUAAACCAACAGUAACCAAUUCUCUUGAGUACAAACGUAAGAGGGUUCCACCUACAGAGAAACCCCACAUCUGUAGCGAGUGUGGGAAAGCCUUCUGCUACAGGUCUGAAUUCAUUAGGCAUCAGAGAAGUCACACUGGGGAGAAGCCAUAUGGAUGCCCUGACUGUGGGAAAGCCUUUUCACAUAAGUCGACCCUCAUUAAACACCAGAGAAUUCACACUGGGAUAAGACCCUUUGAAUGUUUUUUUUGUGGGAAAGCCUUCACCCAGAAGUCACAUCGCAGAGAGCAUCAGCGAACACAUACAGGAGAGAGACCCUUUGUGUGCAGUGAAUGUGGGAAGUCAUUUGGUGAGAAGUCAUACCUCAAUGUACAUCUAAAAAUACACACAGGAGAAAGACCCUAUCGUUGCAGAGAAUGUGGAAAAUCCUUCAGCCAAAAGUCAUGCCUCAAUAAACAUUGGAGAACUCAUACGGGAGAAAAACCGUACGGAUGCAAUGAAUGUGGCAAAGCUUUCUAUCAGAAGCCAAACCUUAGUAGACAUCAGAAAAUUCAUGCUCGGAAGAAUGCCUAUAGGAAUGAAAACCUAAUAAUUGUGGGAAAGCCUUGAGCAAGAUACC
Molecule: messenger RNA, 1380 nt
Organism: Ceratotherium simum simum (southern white rhinoceros)
Lineage: Eukaryota; Metazoa; Chordata; Mammalia; Perissodactyla; Rhinocerotidae
Source: RefSeq, a predicted model, not a curated record